UAUUCCUUUAUUAGUAGCUAGAACGUUCUUGAGAAUUCUCUUCUUCUUUCGUGAGGAUCAAAGUAAGUGAAAAGACCCAAACUUCAUUCCAGAAAAAGGGAAAAAAAAGAAGAGGGGCCCGAACUUUGAUCACCGGAAAGAGAAGAGAGACUCUCUCCCACCGCCCCCUCCCUUUUUAGCCCUUUUUAUUAUUUUGGCUCGUGUUGCCGACGUCAAAGAAGUCUAUGGGAUAUUUCUUCCUACCCUCUGCGGAACUGGCGAAGCCUGGGUUUUACAUAGAGGACCUGUUUGUGAGGCAGUGCUAUAGGAGGAAAGGGCUUGGGAAGAUGCUGCUUUCAUCUGUGGCUAAGCAGGCUGUGAAGAUGGGGAAUGGGAAAUUGGAUUGGCUUGUGUGCUUGACUGGAAUGUGAAUGCCAUCAGGUUUUAUGAGGAAAUGGGAGCUAAGAUGGUGCAGGAGUGGAGGAUUUGCAGGCUCACUGGUGAUGCUCUCAGUGCUUAUGUUAGCGCCUAGCUCUAGCUUAAGGAGAACCAAUAAUUAGGAAGAUAAAAAAAGGCCAUCAUAAGCCCAACCAUUUGCCAACAUCUUUUUUUAUGAUAAAGAUUGUUGUCGUCUCUCAAUUGGUCACAUGAUGUGCAUAAAGUAAGCUUGCAGUUUCGAAUAAUUUAUAAUAUCUAUUUUUUUUCCAAAGUGGUUGGUCGUCUUCUUCUUCUUCUUCCCCUGAAGUCAGGUACUCGAUCACAGAAUAUUGACAAGGACGCAACUCAUAUACUCUCUAAUUUAUUCAUCACAUCACAUCCGAUUUUUAUACGUUUGAACAAAACCGGCGCAAAAUUUAAUCCGAAAAUCCCAAUUCUGCUAUGAUAUGAUGCCGUUGCCGCAACCACCACCACCGCCACCGUCAACCCCUUCGUCCUGAUGUGCUGGACCAAAAAGAGCACGCAGGCGAUUGAGCCCAAGAGCCCCAACAAAUCCCGAACCCCAAAAUCCUCCUCCUCCUUUCCUGUAGCGGAGCCCUACUCCACCACUUUCAGCGCCAACGAGAACAACUCCAGCUACAACUUCUCCUCCAAGUCCUCCACCUCCUCCAUCGCCUCCCUCAAGUCCCUCAAAUCUUCCCUCCCUGAAAACCCCAUCAUCUACGACAUGUCUGAAAUCCGCUCCGCCACCGCCAACUUCCUCGCCCGCCGCCUCUCCUCCUCCUCCACAUCCUCCUCCUGGCGCUGCUCCCUCCGCGGCAAAGACGUAGUCGUUUUCCAGCGCAAGUCCCGCCUCCCCAUCUCUCUCGCCGACCUCCAACACCGCCUCGCCCAAAUCUCCAAAUCCAACCACACCAGCAUCAUCAAGCUCCUCGGCGCCUCCCUCUCCGGCAGCUACGUCUACCUCGUCUACGAAUUCGUCGCCGGCGCCACCCUCGCCGAUUGCCUAAGGAACCCUAAGAACCCUAAUUACACCGUUUUGCCCACGUGGCUCUCCCGGAUGCAGGUCGCCACCGACCUGGCCCACGGCCUCGAUUACAUCCACCACAGCUUCGGCCUCAACUCCACCUUCGUCCACAACCACAUCAAAAGCUCCAGCAUCAUCGUCUCCGACCAGGAACACGUCGUGCUCAACGCCAAGAUCUGCCAUUUCGGCACCGCGGAGCUCUGCGGCGAGAGCCACGCUCGGUCGACGAAGGUGGAGGGCACCAGAGGUUACAUGGCGCCCGAGUUUCAGCUCAGCGGGACCGUGACGCAGAAGUGCGAUGUCUAUGCCUUCGGGGUUGUGCUGCUGGAGCUGAUUUCAGGGGAGGAGCCACUGAAAUACAUGAUGGAUGACAAUGGUGGAGACGGAGUGUAUAGGAGGGUGAGUGCGAUCGAGACGGCGAGAGAGGCGAUAAGGAUCGGCGGUGGCGGGGUGAGGAGGUGGGUCGAUCGGAGGUUGAAGGACUCGUUUCCGAUGGACGUGGCGGAGAAGAUGGUGAUGUUGGCGUUGGAGUGCGUGGCGGAGGAUCCGGACAGGCGACCGGAUAUGGGUCGGGUUGCGGGUUUGGUAUCGAAGCUGUUUUUGGAGUCGCAGAGUUGGGCUGAGAAAAUGGGCGUGCCUGUUGACAUGUCGAUUACAUUUGGUCCCCGAUGAUAUUGCUAUUGGUUUUUCGGGUUCAAUUUUGUUUUGGAGUUUUGGGUUUUUUGAUCUUUUUAGGUUCAUCACAAAUUGUGAAGAGGGAUUGGGGGAUGCUGUAUACUUGUAUAUUUGAUUUGAUGCUGUGAAUAAUUUCACAUGCAAAAAUCAUUCAUUAAGCUCAAAGAACUGACUGAAAGUUACACUACUGUUAUCUUGAAA
Molecule: messenger RNA, 2320 nt
Organism: Prunus persica (peach)
Lineage: Eukaryota; Viridiplantae; Streptophyta; Magnoliopsida; Rosales; Rosaceae
Product: lysM domain receptor-like kinase 3
Exons: 2
Coding region: 917-2116 (399 amino acids)
Biological process (GO): protein phosphorylation
Molecular function (GO): ATP binding; protein kinase activity
Source: RefSeq, a predicted model, not a curated record